Rhizopus microsporus ATCC 52813 is the source of this 712-nucleotide messenger RNA. RefSeq lists its product as uncharacterized. The record is from RefSeq and is a predicted model, not a curated record. Bases 1 to 534 code for a protein of 177 amino acids. The transcript has a single exon. Lineage: Eukaryota; Fungi; Mucoromycota; Mucoromycetes; Mucorales; Rhizopodaceae.
AUGGUGUGUGUUUACAGCCCUGAUAAAGCUGAAAACUGUGGCUUCCGAACAAUCAGCAUGGUCACUUUCAGUGACCAAAAUAGAUGGCAAGAGGUAAAAGCACUGAUGAUGAAGACUUACAACAAGUAUAAAGACACCUUGUACGCAAACAGAGUGGAUGAUGGUGGCAGCUUUGAAAAAGGCUUGUCAUGUAACUUAUCUCUAUGUCCUGUAGAUUAUUGGUUCAACACCAUUGACCAUCCACAGAUUGCAGCGGAUGCCUUUGGUCGUGCUAUCGUAGCCUUUUCGAAAACAUCAGUCGAUGACACACCACAUAUACAAAGCAGUUUAUUCGUACCAUUUGUCACAAACCCUAUGAACAUGGCAGCUAUAAGUAUUUUCCUUUGCCACAGCCAUUUCUAUCUUAUACAAGCUGCAACAACUAAGACUGGAAGGCAAACAAAACUUCCACUUCCACUUAUCAACCCUUAUCACAAAGCAGCUAUAAAAAAAUUCGCAGCAAUAUACCCUAUAGAUUUCUCCAUUACGUAUUAAAAAUAAUUUAUAAAAAAUGAUUUGUUAAACAAAUAGAAUGCUAUUAUCUACUAACAGUUGUUAUCAACCAACAUGCGAUAGUGUGAAAUCUACAGCUCGCGCACCACUUGAGUGAUUUGCAACGUCAUUAUUUUGCAAAUUCACUGUUCGAACCAAAAACGUGAUGUCAUAUUUUGAA